Molecule: messenger RNA, 480 nt
Organism: Nelumbo nucifera (sacred lotus)
Lineage: Eukaryota; Viridiplantae; Streptophyta; Magnoliopsida; Proteales; Nelumbonaceae
Source: RefSeq, a predicted model, not a curated record
AUGGCAAUGUGGAAAGCAACAAAGGCAGCAAUUUGCCGGGUAAAAUGGGAAGAGAGGAACAAUAGAAUCUUCUUGAAGAAAAGUAGAACGAUAGAGGAAGUGAUUGAUAGUACCAAGGUGGAAGUAGCCCAUUGGUCCGAAGUAGCACAAUCUUCGAGAGUAAGAGAUAAAGUAAGGCUGGAGUGGAAAGCACCUGAAGGCAAUAAAGUAAAGCUGAAUUUUGAUGGGUGCUCAUAUGGAAAUCCAGUCAUCUUAGGAAUAGGAAUAUUAAGAAACUCUGAUAGGAGGAUAUUGGGUAUGUUCUCAGGACCGAUUGGCAACGGAAACUUGCUGAAGGCUGAACUAUUGGCAUUACUACAAGGGCUAAAGCUAGUCAAACGACUAGGAUGUAGACAUGUUGAAGUGGAAGGGGACUCAAAAGUAGUAAUUUCAUGGGCAGCAAAUAGCAGCACCACCCCAUGGACGUUUAAAUAUGAUUAG